AUGGCUUUAGGCGCAAGCAGGACGCUCUUGACACUAUUCGUCACGUUUUGGGCACCGGGAUGCGGAUUGACAGCAGAGAAGCCCCUUCGGACACACAAUGGGAAACAGACCUCUGUGGACAAGAUCCUGAGGGAAAGCUGGGAGCCUUCUAUCCAUCUGGACGGAAGACCCGUUGACCGCUUCGUGAUCAGCUCCAACAAACCCACGAGGUCUCACCGCUUCGCUAAAGCGGGCAAGGACAGUCGCUCUCAUCUACUGGAGGAUGUAGACCCUGAAUGGGUUAACCUGGAUGGCUUUGCCGUGUUGGGCGGUGCACCUGUCAACAACUCAUCAGCAGGUCCACUCAGGUUUCCACACACUCCAGCCAGAAAGCAGCCGUCUGUGAGGCGAACCACCAGGGUGAACAGGACGGCUCAUCUAUCAGGCGUGUCUAAUACCAGGACACAAAGGAGGGCACCUCAGUCCUCCUCGGGUCCCAGGCAGCCUGAGAGAGCUUUGCCAGGAACCCCGCUGCUGCAGAGGAGAUAUCCACACCACACCAAGCCUCAGUCGGAUCAGAGGAACCGUAACGCACACAAACUAACAUCUGAGUCCGUUCAUGUGGUGUCAAUGCAGGCACAGAAAGCCCUGGGUCGUAGUGCAUCCGCCGGCAGAGCAGUCGCAACCAAAACAACCACACCAGAGCCACCAGAGUACGAGGCCCGGGACAUAAGUGUCAGGGUCAUGUCUCCUCAGUCCGUCCUCAUCACCUGGGUUGACCCUGCAGUGGAGAUGGGGAAAGUCGCCCCUGGGGCAUCCAGAUCCUACACAGUUAGGUACAGGGAGAAGGGUGAGUCGGCACGCUGGGAGUACAAGGACAGCACCCAGAGGAGAAUGAUGGUCGAAACCCUGUCCGCUGACGGCAUGUACGAGUUCUCCGUCAGAAUCUCCCAAGGAGACAAUCAUAGCAAGUGGAGUGUCUCGGUCUUUCAGAGGACUCCUGAGUCAGCACCAUCUGGACCACCAGAGAACUUUGAAGUCAAGCCACUACGAGGGAAAGGAACAGCUGUCGUAGCAACAUGGGAUCCACCUGAGGAACCCAACGGCAGGAUAAGAGAGUACAUCCUGUCGUAUGCUCCUGCUAUGCAGCCAUUUGGAAUGAAGAGUGUGACGUUACGUGGCAGCACCACCACAGCCACCGUCGAUGGCCUCAAACCGGGAGACCGGUACAUCUUCAAGAUUAAGGCCACCAACAGGAGGGGGCAGGGACCACAGAGCAAGGCCUUCAGUGUUGCCAUGCCAGGAUCCAGCAGCACGGCCUCAUCAUCCUCUAAAACCAAGGAAACCCCCAGAACAAGCCACAGUCCCUCCGAACAGGAUACUGACCAUGACGAAUCUGACCUCUUGCCAACAGAGGCACCAGAGGAACCAACAACAACCCCUCCACCACGACCUGCUGCACCUGUAAACAGGCGUAAACACCCGCUCUCCCAGUCACGCGCCUAUCACAGCAUCUUGUCCACUGUGAGGGGCUCGGUGAGGAACACAGGAAACAGAGGUUCCUCCAAAAUAAGGGCUCAAGAUAAGGAGGAGGAAGAGGAGGAAGAAGAGACAAUACCUACAACACCAUCUCCAGUAGAGGAGACAACAACCAUGCAGACAAAAGAGCCAGAUAACGAUGUUUCCCUUGACCCUGACGAUGACGUGGACUAUGAUGCGCCAACUACUGAGACCCCCAACCUCAAAGUUAUUAGACCCUCACCAACUAAACUGGCUACUGCUCGUCCCAAAACACAACCCAGAAGGCCCAUAAAGAUAAGGGUCCAUGACAGACCAGUAUCCAAGGGGGCCUCCUCCUCAUCUACUUCUUCAUCAUCUUCAACUUCCUCCUCCUCUGAUGCCUCCUCAUCUUCGUUUCCCUCUACUUCCUCUUCAUCGGGCUCAACCUCAUUAUCAUCUUCUUCCUCACAUAAUCAAGAGUCAGCGGCCAGUAGAAAGGACUAUGUAGCUUCUACGUACCCAAAGAGUAAAGACACCUACGAUAAGACCAGUAUGACAUAUAACAAACCUUCCACUCCGGUUGUAAAGGAGGAUAGUUCACAGCAGUCAGAGGCCACAGCUUUAGGUAGAGUGCGUCACAGUGGGUCGAGUUUUGGUUUUGGACGAAGAAAACCUGGAAUUUUGUUUAGAGGGAAUUCAAGUCGAAUAUCCAAUGGUUACAAACCUGCCAUCACCUCACAGUCAAAUUUGCCAAGCAGAACUCUAACCCAAGCAACAUCAAACACACGCACUUCAGUAACAACACAAGAAAAGACUGACAAUCAUGAAACAUUAAAUACUUUCAAUCCAACAACAUCAAAGCCAACUUCAGGAAGGGCGUCCAACGGUCACACAACAUCUGAAACAAAUCACUCUGACAAAUCGCAGAGCAGCUCACAGUCCAGGUCACAUGGCAGCUCACAGCACCCGUCCACUGCAGCCACAUCAGGCUCUUCUCCGUCAACACCACACAGAGGAUCUCACAGCUCUGCAACUUCCCACAGCCCGCACAAUUCACACACAUACAGCGAGGGAAAUGAAAACACAGAUGCAGAAGUAGCCAAAGACGAGGAGCCAACAGAGGAGGAGAGAACUGAUAAAAAACCUGUGGUUUCUCGGACCCGAAUUAGUCCCUCCUUGGUCGAAAAAUACCCUUUGCUAGCAAGUCGUUAUCCAGGAAGAUUCAAUUCAGGAACAAGGAUGUCAUCUUCCAGGCAGGACGGUAGGACCCCUUGGACUCGGACUUCAGCCUCUGUAGGGGCUGGCAGACCUAUCUUGAGGGGGGCACCCACUCGGGUCGCAGCUGCUUCGGGUGCUGCCGGAGUGUCCACAAUUCAAGAGACCAGUGAAGAUCUGAAGGCUCCUCUCACUCAUGACUCAGUUAAAUAUGGGAUUGGGGCGGGCUCGACUAAGCCGUCUCUGACAGAUAAAAAUAUGGCAGCUAGUGACACGAGAAACCCAACUACCUCAUCCUCCUCUUCCUCAGCAUCCUCUUCUCCAAAUUCCCAUCAUUCUUUAGGUGGACACAGAGACACAAUUGAGCCUAUACUUAGUGGAACAUCUUAUGACAAUAUUAAUAAGGACUUUGUGGAUGAGGCAAGUAGAGAAGUCAGUGGGAGAAAUGAGGAAGUUGCAGACCCCACAGCUGCCCAGAAGAAUCCUGUUAUAACAUCAGCAGACCCUCACAGAAACACAGAGGACAAUGAGAGUGUGGAUACAACGGACCCUUCUUCCAGGACCAGGACAGGCACGUCUUUAGGAGCCACUUCAACUCACCGUCGUCUUGGUGUAGGAAUGAAUGGGAGGGGGCGCUACCCUCUGUUGGCUAAUAGGCAGUUUGGUGGAUCGAGACUUCCCUUCAGACCACAACCAGCACAGAACUCAAGGCUGGAUACUUCAGCAUCACAAUAUCCUUCAUCAAAUUCACCAGUGUUGACCUCAGAUCGUGAGGCUGGCACUGGUACUGCAGUGACAAACACAGGGGGAAUAAAUGGAGGAAGCUCCCAGUCCACACUGCCGUCUUCAUCAUCUUCAUCUUCCUCUAGGGACAGCUUUAGGGGACAAGGGGGUAGGUCUCGAUAUCCCAUCAUCAGAGGGAAACCAAUCAAUGGAGGAGCUGUCAAUGGAAAUGGUAAAGUCAAUAGCAAAAACGGUCGACCGAACCUGACAGCAACUAACAUUAAAGAUUCCUCCUCCUCCUCUCAUGGAACCAGUAAGGCCGUUGGUCAAAGGUUUAUCACUGGACCUGAUGGAAACAAAUGGGUGGUAGACUUGGAGAGAGGGAUUCUUAUGAACCAGGAUGGACGAGUUCUCCAGGACUCCGAUGGCAAACCUAAGAGAGUCAUCCUUGGCGAGGAUGGACGCACAAUUUUUGACCACAUGGGCAGUCCACUGCUAAACAAUGAAGGCAUGGCUCUGUUCGGCCAUGGCAGAGAUAGUCAGCCAGUGGUCAACCCCAAAGAGAAGCUCCUCAUGGUCGGAGGGAAACCUUUACUUGGCUUGGACCGUCCCCGCUUUAGGGCUCCGAUCAAACCCCAAACCACCACCACCACCGUGGCUCCUACCACCACACCUGAACCCACCACCCCUGAAUGGACCACACAGGAGUUUACCACCACAGUGAAAUUCCCAACCUGUCCACCAGGAACCUUCGCUAAGACAGAUGAAUAUGGGUAUCCACUGAUGGACCAAGAAGGAAUAUUAGACUGUUAUCCAGAAGAGGAAUCAUCAGGAUUGGAAAUGGACUACAUGGUUACAGUGACCAUGGUGCCUGAUGCUUUAGCUCUUAAGAAAGAUGAGUUAUUUGAGCAGACCACCCAGCCGCCGCCCACCACCACCGAUCCCACCACCACCACCAUAGAGAUCUCGACUGCCGAGCCGCAAACCAGACCCUCCAACCAUGGACCUUCAUCUGAGUUUGACCUCAGUGGGAAGAAACGAUUCAUAGCUCCCUAUGUGAACUACAUCCGGAAGGACCUAGCGUCCCCCUGCUCCCUGACGGAGGCGCUGGAGUUUCUACAGGUGGACGUCCUGGAAGACCUGAUGAAGAGGGACAGGGUCCAAGCCAAUCAGAACCAGCCUCCCAAAAACAAGCCCCAGAACUUCACCGUGGUCGCCAUGGAGGGAUGCCAUUCGUUUAUCAUCCUGGACUGGGCCCGCCCACUGAAGAAUGAUAUGGUGUCAGGCUACAUGGUUCACAGUGCGUCAUAUGAUGAUGUGCUCAACAAUAGAUGGUCUUCUAGAUCCUCCAGCGGGACUCACCUGCCUGUGGAGAAUCUCAAACCCAACUCAAGGUACUACUUCAAAGUGCAAGCCAAGAAUGUGUUUGGUUUGGGACCAGUCAGCGAAACACUCACCUAUGUGACUGAAUCAGACGAUCCUCUUCUCAUCGAAAGGCCACCUGGUGGAGAACCAAUCUGGAUCCCCUUCACCUUCAAAUACAACUCGGCCCACAGCAGCUGUAAGGGCAGCCAGUACGUCAAGCGGACGUGGUACAGGAAGUUCGUGGGCGUGGUUCUGUGUAACUCACUGCGAUACAAGAUUUUCAUGGGAGACGGUCUUCGAGAGCCUUUCUACAGCAUAGGAGAUACAUUUGGACAGGGAGAGGACCACUGCCAGUUUGUGGACUCCUACAGGGAUGGAAGGACAGGCCCGGCCUACCUUUCAAAUAAUCUGCCCUCAGCACAAGGUUUUUAUCGAGCAUACCGACAGGAGCCCGUCACAUUCGGAGUCGUUGGCAGACGUACUGCUCAUCCAUUCGUGGGUUGGUAUGAAUGCGGUGUGCCCAUCCCUGGGAAGUGGUAACACAGGAGGAGGAAAAGGAGGAGGUGACAUUUCUAUGGAGGGCAACUGGUCUGCAUCCCGCUGCAGGCUCACACCUUCACUGGUCCUGCCCGUAAACAGAGACUUUUGCCUGCCACGAGAAAAAGAGACCACUACAAGUUUAUUACAGCUUCACAGAAAGAGAAUAUAGUACUUUUUAAACAACUCAAUGUAUAUCGUUACAAUGCACUUUUUAUAUAAAGCAGUCUGUAUAUGAGGGAAAAAGAAGCAUGCGUGCUCUCGCUUAGUUUAACUCUUGUCUUAAAGUGUCCUUGUACUAUUCCCAACUCUGCCAGAGACAGGUCCUUCUCCAGUGUUAUUUAUCUCAUCAGUAAUGCACACACGGUCAAAGCAGGGACAUUGGACCAAAGCACAGGCUGCGAAGAAAACUGUAAGAAUGGGCACUUGAGGUGUGUAUAGGUCUGUUUAUUUUCUAUCAUGAGAUUUGUCUUUCAUAAUGUACUUACGGCUUCUGACAGCUACUUUUGAUUUGUUUAUAUGUGUCCUUAAAUCUUCAUACAGA
Molecule: messenger RNA, 5863 nt
Organism: Limanda limanda (common dab)
Lineage: Eukaryota; Metazoa; Chordata; Actinopteri; Pleuronectiformes; Pleuronectidae
Gene: fndc1
Product: fibronectin type III domain containing 1
Exons: 22
Coding region: 1-5322 (1773 amino acids)
Molecular function (GO): protein binding
Source: RefSeq, a predicted model, not a curated record